AUGGGCGAAAACGGCAGUAUUCCGUUACCUAAGAUAAGAUCACCUUCACCUCAAAGGGUGAAAGAGCCAGAGCUACUAGUAAUAGAGACACCAAAAAUGCAAGAACCUGAUAUAAAAAGAAUCGAGCAAGAAUUGAGUAAAGAUGUGACUCUCAUCGAUAAAUAAGAUAAAAAAGAAAGGAGAUGAGUACAACGGACAGGUUAAUAAAUAAAACCAAGAAGUAUCAUGGAAAAGGAAUCUUAACCUGGAAAGACGGUUCAAACUACGAAGGAUAUUUCAAAGAAGGCGACCACUACGGGUACGGGAUUAAGAAGUGGGCCAAUGGGGAUAUUUAUGAAGGAAACUGGGAAAGAGGCUACAGGCAUGGAAUUGGGAAAUAUUAUUAUGCUAAUGGGGAUAAGUAUGAGGGGGAAUGGAGAGAUGGAGAGUUGCAUGGAUUAGGGCAGUAUUGGUUCAAGGAUGGAGGAAUGUAUCAAGGGAGUUUUGCAUUUGGCAGGAAGGAUGGGCUUGGAAGCUUGGUGUUUGGAGAUGGGGUUCAUAUGAGUGGAAAUUGGGUACAAGAUGAAUUUCAUUCUAAUCUUAAAUAGAGAUUAUCUCAUUCUGGCCGUAAAUUCAAUAAUGAUG
This is a messenger RNA of Moneuplotes crassus, 624 nucleotides long. The record is from the annotation of a GenBank genome assembly. Lineage: Eukaryota; Ciliophora; Spirotrichea; Euplotida; Euplotidae.